AUGGCUAAAACCAGAAACCCCAGAAAACCUACCAAGGAAAAGCAACAUCACCAAACAGUCCAAAACCACCACCACCACCACCACCAAAAAGUCCACCACCACCACCCCCAGGAACCUAAAAAGCCACAUUCAUGGGCAGUUUUAAGAAGCCUUUUCACCUGCAAACACCUUCAAGGACAAUUACAGCAACAGCAGCCACAACCACCAAAACAGCCACAAGAAGAACAGGAAAAGAAGCAAAAACAAGAACAACAUCCAAAAAUAGAACAACAGACGCAAGAAAAACAAGAGAAAUCCAUGGAGGAAAGCAGCAAAAAAUGCAAGAAAAUGAAGUGUUCAGGCUCACUAUGUAGCAACACAAAGGUCAUGCACAGGCCUGAACCUUCAUCCCCUGAAGACCAGAAGAAGAGGGCUUCAAUGGGCUUAUGUAACAGUGAUGGCUCCAGCAGAUCCAUGAAAGCCCCUCUCAAUGAACUUAAUGGGGCCUCUGUUUCCACUUCAUCUUCUUCACUUUCUCUCUCUUCUAAUUCUCCUUCUGCUAGUGGAUCCUUCAGGGGGAUGCCUUUUAGGAGACUGUCUGGGUGCUAUGAGUGUAGAAUGGUGAGACCUUCUCUCAGAGCUACCAUAUGUCCAUGUCCUGAAUGUGGUGAGAUCUUCAUGAAAGCUGAAUAUUUGGAGCUUCAUCAGGCUGUUAGACAUGCAGUAUCUGAGUUGGGUCCAGAAGACACAAGCAAGAACAUAGUGGAGAUUAUAUUCCAAUCAAGCUGGCUCAAGAAACUUAACCCAGUAUGCAAAAUAUACCGCAUUCUCAAAGUCCACAACACCCCCAAAACCAUCUCAAAAUUCGAAGAAUACAGAGACGCCAUUAAAGCCAAAGCCACCAAGUUCCCAAAGAAGCACCCACGUUGCAUAGCAGAUGGCAAUGAACUCCUCAGGUUCCACUCCACCACCUUCAUGUGCUCACUGGGCCUAAACGGCUCGUCUAAUCUCUGCAAUUCAAUCCCAAAUUGCAACGUUUGUAGCAUCAUAAGAAAUGGGUUCAAGUUUGUCGGAGAGCCCACCGGAGGACUUGCUGGAAAAGGAAUACUGACGACGGCGACGAGCGGAAAGGCGCAUGACAGUGCCGGAGUGGAGUCGGAGAAUGAAAAGAGGGCGAUGUUGGUUUGCCGCGUGAUUGCCGGAAGGGUGAAGAAGAACAUGGAGGGAAGUGGGGAGGAGUACGACUCCGUUGCCGGAGCUGCCGGAGUUUAUGCUAAUUUGGAUGAGUUGUACGUGUUUAAUCCUAAGGCUAUAUUGCCUUGUUUUGUUGUUAUCUACCAGGGGUUUUAGGUUAAUCUAUGCACUUUUUUGUGUUACGGAGCGGAGGUUUUAACAUUUUUUGUAUGGAAAAUAAGACUACAUACACAAGCCCAGCGAUUGGUUCAGUGGGUUCUCGAA
Ilex paraguariensis (yerba mate) is the source of this 1437-nucleotide messenger RNA. The record is from the annotation of a GenBank genome assembly. Lineage: Eukaryota; Viridiplantae; Streptophyta; Magnoliopsida; Aquifoliales; Aquifoliaceae.